UUAAUUUCUUUAGCUUUCUUAUAAAAUGUCUUUUUUAAGCUCCAUAAAUUUUUUGAUUUUUGUAAUCCACUGCUUACUAUAUAUUACUGCAAGCAUAAGGGCUGACGAAAAUUGUGAAACAUUCCCAACUGAAAUACACGUAACUAAAGAGGAAUACGAUGAAAUAGGCUCACUAAUCAGAUCAUGUAGUGGUGAAGUCACUGUAAACAAAUGUGAAGGUGUUUGCAGGAGUCAGAUUCAACCAUCUGUCGUAACUGCUACAGGUUUUCUAAAGGAAUGUUUUUGCUGUAGAGAGAAUUAUCUUCGGGAGCGAAUCGUUACUCUAACCCACUGUUAUGACCCUGACGGCCUUAGAUUGGAAGAUGAAGAUCGCGCCACAAUGGAAGUCCGUUUACGGGAGCCAGAUGAAUGCAAGUGUCACAAGUGCGGAGACUACAGCCGAUAAGAAUUAAAAAUAGAGAGAAAAAAUUCUUAUCUUAACCCUGGGAAAUGAUCUUUGAAUAGUUAUAAAAGAUAUGAUGUUUACAUAAGAUAGAUUAAGUACUCAUUUAUUUGUAACCUUGAAAUUGGUCUAGGUCUAAAGAAAUAUUG
This is a messenger RNA of Papilio xuthus (Asian swallowtail), 591 nucleotides long. RefSeq names its product bursicon subunit partner of burs (gene Pburs). NCBI's taxonomy places the organism in Eukaryota, Metazoa, Arthropoda, Insecta, Lepidoptera, Papilionidae. Gene Ontology annotation, biological process: G protein-coupled receptor signaling pathway. Gene Ontology annotation, cellular component: extracellular region; bursicon neuropeptide hormone complex. Gene Ontology annotation, molecular function: neuropeptide hormone activity; G protein-coupled receptor binding. The record is from RefSeq and is a predicted model, not a curated record. The transcript is spliced from 3 exons. Bases 26 to 445 code for a protein of 139 amino acids.